GGGAGUAAUUGUUCCUUACUGUGCUGUGCGUGCGUGUUUGUGUGUGUGACGUGUGUUAUGGAGGAGAGAGAGAGGGAGGCGUAGUGUGGGUUAAUGGGUUGACGUUCCCAUGCUCACACAGUAGUCGCACCUUUCCAGCUAAGAACAAUGAAGCGCUCCACUCCCUUCUUUUCUUUGUGAGAAUUAAACAGCUUCGGGACCGUAUCCCGACUUUCACCUUCCGCCCUCAGUCGCUUAGUUUCCCUCCGACGCCAGCUGCCCGUUCGCCUCCAACCGCGCGACUCGUCGCGGGGUUCUAGUGGAUAUAUUUGUGAAGUAGAUGGUGUGAAAAUGGAAUACAACAGGAUUAUCACCUGACGUUAACCUAAAGGAGGGGAAGCAAUUGGACUGUAAGAUUACACGUUUCGUGAUCUCUGCUGCACUGUAAUAAUGCCUUUGAGGUUACAAUGUCUACGCUGAACCACGUUAUUCUGCAGGACAAAGCCCAGGACAAUGAGAAGAAACUGGACUGGAGUUACAUUGAAUGGGUUGAAAAUGAAGUUGUUGCGACAGGUGUGGCUAACGCCCAGACUCAAACGGACUUGAAGCCUCAUGAGCACAAGGGGAGCCAAACAAGCAACCCGGUCAUAAUGCACAUAGAUCUCAAACGGACGCACUCAAAGCUGAGACAUUUGUCUCUGGUGGACCCUGACAACUGUGUAGCACCUUUCUUCCAGUUUGACCGCCAAGCUCCCGGGCGCAUCUCCACAUCUCCUACCUUGAGGAGGAUGAGGAGCACCCGACGUCCUCUGGUAGAUUCCCGGGAUGCUGGCAGGAUGGGGAUUACAAAGGAGGAGCCAUCAUCUGCAAACUCAACUUCCCCUAUAAGCUCCUUGUCUCCUGUACACAGAGCUAAGUCUCCCCUUGCAGCGAACCCCCCAUCUGAUGGCGAGAUCUGUCACAACCAUCCAGCAGUUUCAUUUUUCUGUCAACAGAGAACGAGAUCAUAUAGAUCAGAGACUUUUCACAACGGUGUCACUUCCCCUUCCCAAGAAUGUCUCAGUGCUGAUCCUGCUCUUAUUAAAGAUUCUGGAUUUCCUGUUGAAGUGCAGGAUAAGGAACACUGCCAUAGUAGGCUUCAGGAGAGGAGGCGGAGCUCUGUGGUGGUCAGUUUACCUGGAUUGGAUGUUUCCCCAGGAGACCUGUUUGUCUCCAAUGGAGCAGCAGACAUGAUAAAUGGCUCAAACUUCUCUGAUACAAAGAAGUCAAAGUGGCCUUUUUCAAGGCGUAGUACGACUAAAGGGAAGUUGCAGAUUGGUACAGUGUCAGAUAUUGAAAAAUAUCUUUCAACAGUACAAGUUCAAGACUGGAGAAAUGCUGCAUUUCAAAAAUAUAAGGACUUCUCUUUGGCUGAGUUCCUGCAGGACCAGUCUUCCCAGGUGAGCAUUAACUCUGACCCUCAGAGCCACAAGAGACAAGAGGCCAUCUGGGAACUCUUCACCAGCGAGUGUGUUUACUUCCUGGAUCAGCUCAUGGUUCUCAAAGAGGUGUUUCUGGUGACGCUAACAAACCUGCAGCCUAGGAGUUGCCUCACUGAUGUUGACUCAUGGAGGCUGUUUGCAAACCUCAAUGAACUUUGCCUGGUGAGCUUUGGUUUCCUAAACAACCUUCUGCGUGUCAUUAAGGACACGUUGGAGAUUGCUGAGGGAGGCGGGUCCACCCUGCUGGAACUGCUGGGCAAGGCUUUCCAGGAGAGCAUAUGCCACUGCCUGCAGAAGUACUGCCUCAACUAUUCCACGGCUCUGCUUUAUCUGUACAACCUGAAGCCCAGAGAGGACUUUCGAGCGUAUUUAAAGUGGUGUGAGAGGAACGAACAAUGCAGACGACUACAACUACAUGACCUGUUGGUGGCGCCACUGCAGAGGCUAACCAGAUACCCCCUGUUGUUGCGAAACAUUGCAAAGAGAUGUGAGGAUGAGGAAUCCAGGCUUCUCCGGGUUAUAGCAGAGCAAGUGGACACAUCUAUCUGUGAUUUAGAGGGAAAAGUCAAAUGGCUGGAUAACUACCAGAAGGUGAAACAGUUGAGAGAUGCCCUGGUGUGGCAGCCAGUGUGGGAGAGAGACAAGCGUGCCUUCAUCCCAGAGACAUUGAAACAUCUCCUGAAAGCUGUCACUCUGGAGAAUCUCAUCUCUCACAGAAGUCUGCUGCAUGAAGGGAAGCUGGUGCUGACAGAGAACACUAAGCUGAUAGAUGUUUAUCUGUUCCUGUUUGACGAAUUCCUGCUGAUCACAAAGAUGAAAAGGAACAAAAAGAGGUCCAUUGGUCCUGAGCAGAACCCUCUGAGGUUGCAACAGAACCUGGAGCUGGAUCAGCUACUGAAGGAGGGAUGCACUUUCACAGUUCUUGACCAGCCUGUUUCUCUGGACCGACUCCAGCUUAAGAACAUUGAUCAGCUAAAUGCCUCCACAUCAGGGCUGCCUCAUUCUUUUAUAAUAAUGCACCACAACCGCUACCAGCAGUGCAUCGGUGCAUUCGUCCUGCAAGCUGCGUCAGAGUGUGCCAAGAGGGAGUGGAUGUCAAAGAUAGAGGGCGCAGCGGCGGCGCUGCUGAAGCUGGACUCUCAGCAGGCGCGAGUCAAGAGCUCCUCACUGUGGCUGGAGUCUUCACAGAUCUGACAGCACUGACAGCCAUCAGAAACCUCUACUUUCAAUGUGCACUUCACUGUCCCCUGAAAUCUUAUGACUGUUCCUGCACUAGGAUUAUUUUGUAAAUUAAAUGUGCCUUUUAAAGGCAGUUGCUGCAGUAGUGUACAAUAAAUCCGAUUAUGUAGUGAAA
Molecule: messenger RNA, 2814 nt
Organism: Melanotaenia boesemani (Boeseman's rainbowfish)
Lineage: Eukaryota; Metazoa; Chordata; Actinopteri; Atheriniformes; Melanotaeniidae
Gene: plekhg7
Product: pleckstrin homology domain containing, family G (with RhoGef domain) member 7
Exons: 17
Coding region: 447-2654 (735 amino acids)
Biological process (GO): Rho protein signal transduction
Molecular function (GO): guanyl-nucleotide exchange factor activity
Source: RefSeq, a predicted model, not a curated record